This is a messenger RNA of Caenorhabditis elegans, 1012 nucleotides long. RefSeq names its product Peptidyl-prolyl cis-trans isomerase 9 (gene cyn-9). Bases 8 to 937 code for a protein of 309 amino acids. The record is from RefSeq and is marked reviewed. The transcript is spliced from 6 exons. Lineage: Eukaryota; Metazoa; Nematoda; Chromadorea; Rhabditida; Rhabditidae. Gene Ontology annotation, molecular function: peptidyl-prolyl cis-trans isomerase activity. Gene Ontology annotation, biological process: protein folding.
GCUGCGAAUGGCCGCUGAAAAAAGAGUGUUCCUAGAUAUUUCAGUCGAUGAGAAUCUGAUUGGAAGAAUUGAAAUACGACUUUUUGUCGAAGAUGCACCUAAAACAUGUGAAAACUUUCGAGCAUUGUGCACAGGAGAAGUCGGAAUGACUCCAAAUAAUAAAGCACGGCUUCAUUACAAACAAAACGAAUUUCAUAGAAUUGUAAAGAAGUUUAUGAUCCAGGGAGGAGACAUCACAGAAGGAGAUGGUAGAGGAGGAUUCUCGAUCUACGGACGAUACUUUGACGAUGAAAAGUUCAAAUUAAAGCACUCAAGGCCCUAUUUGUUGUCAAUGGCCAAUAAAGGACCAAAUUCAAAUUCUUCUCAAUUUUUCAUCACAACGGCUGCAGCUCCACAUUGCAAUGGAAAACAUGUUGUUUUUGGAGAGGUUGUCAAAGGACAAAACGUUGUAGAUUACAUCGACAAUCUUGCGGUUGAUGAUAAAUCGAAACCACUCGCAAAAGUUUUGAUCUCCAAUUGUGGAGAACUCGUGAAAAAGAAGAAACCAUUGAAGACAGAUGAAGAGCUCGCCGCUGCUCUCGAAGAGAAAAAUAAUAACGCAAGGGACAAUGAGAUCCCGAAAUGCCCGAAAUCUUGGCUCUAUCGUGAUGAUGACAAUGAGAAGAAGCAUGAAAUGAGAAAUGAUAAGAGAAGAGAGUAUCGAUCGAGAAGAUCAAGAUCUAGAUCUCAUGAGAAGAAUCGCGACUAUAAGAAAGAAAAUCGAGGAGAUUCUUCGCGAAGCCAACCUCGCAGAGAUGAAAACGGAAUUACUGUACGUGGGCGUGGAGGAGUACGCUUCCGACGCGAAAGAUCUGCGACUCCGGAGCACUGGAGAAGAAAUGCGCCGACGAAAUGGGUUCACGACAGCCACAAACAUCCAGAAGAAGAUCUCGUUUAAAUCUUUUUUUUAAAAUUAAUUUAAUUAAUUCGUUGUUUUUAUUUCCAGCUCGGUGCAAUACAAAUUUUUUAGUUU